AUGCCCGCUGCGUGCGCUCAGAGCGCUCUUCGCGCCGCCGCGCCGUCCUCGAAGCGCGUCUCCGCGCCGUCGUCGCGUCUCCGCGCCGCGCGCCGCGCGUCCGGCCCCGCGUCCGCGCGAAACCUCGCGCGCGCGCCCCGCGGCGUGAGCGACGCCGGUGACUGGGCGUGCCCGCUGAACGGAUGCUCCGUGAGUGACCUUCGCGCGAAGCGGUUGAUCACGGCCAUCAAGACGCCGUACCUCGCGAGCGGCAAGGUGGACCUGUUCGCGUACGACGCGCUCGUCGAGCAACAGAUCGCGGGCGGCGUCGAGGGACUGAUCGUCGGGGGCACCACGGGCGAGGGACAGCUGAUGUCGUGGGACGAACACAUCAUGCUGAUCGCACACACGGCGCAGCGGUACGGCGGGAAGGUGAAGGUGAUCGGAAACACCGGGAGUAACUCGACGCGAGAGGCGGUGCACGCGACGCAGCAGGGCUUCGCGGUCGGAAUGGACGCGAGCUUGCAAAUCAAUCCGUAUUACGGAAAGACGUCGCGAGCGGGUCUUUUGGAACACUUUGAGGCGGUGAUGGAUCUCGGGCCGGCGAUCGUGUACAACGUGCCGGCGAGAACGAGCCAAGAUAUCGUGCCGGACAUAAUGUUUGAGCUGGCCAAGCACGCGAACUUUGCCGGGGUGAAAGAGUGCGAAGGGAACGCGCGGAUUAAGCAAUACACCGAUAAUGGGGUGACGUGCUGGACUGGAAACGAUGACGAGUGCCAUGAUGCGCGCUACGACGCCGGGGCGGUGGGGGUGAUCAGCGUCACCUCCAACCUCGUCCCAGAGCUCAUGCGCGAGAUGUUAUUCGACGGCCCGAACCCGGAGCUUCGCGACAGGCUCCUACCGCUCAUGAAUUGGCUCUUCGCUGAACCCAACCCCACGGGCAUCAACACCGCGUGCGCCAUGCUCGGCGUCGCACAGCCCGUGUUCCGCCUUCCCUACGUUCCGUACGCCGCGGCGUUGCGCGCGCAGGGCGCCGAGCACCUCCGCGCGGUCGGCUUGGACGCCGUCGCCGGCGACGGCGCCAUUCGCGAUCUCAGCGACGCCGACUUCACCAUCCUUCGCGACUGGUGA
This is a messenger RNA of Ostreococcus lucimarinus CCE9901, 1110 nucleotides long. RefSeq lists its product with no specific name. The coding region runs from base 1 to 1110 and encodes 369 amino acids. The record is from RefSeq and is a predicted model, not a curated record. The transcript has a single exon. Gene Ontology annotation, molecular function: 4-hydroxy-tetrahydrodipicolinate synthase activity. NCBI's taxonomy places the organism in Eukaryota, Viridiplantae, Chlorophyta, Mamiellophyceae, Mamiellales, Bathycoccaceae.